GCCGGCGGUAUCCGGACGAUCCACACCCCUUCAAGAUCGCGAGCGCGAUGGCCGCGCCGACGGUCGCAUCAAGCUUUCACGUCAUGUGCACGGGCCAAAUCCAGUCCAUUACGUACGACGGUGUUGAGAACCUCUACUGCAAGUACGGGCUCACGUACGGGUCCGACUGGCACUUGGAACACGGCGUGGAAAGCGGGCUCUCACAGAUCGGGUACCGGGCAGCGGCGCGGCGCGAGAUUGCAUUUCAUUUUCCGCUCGACAUGACCUUCAAGACCACCAACCCGUUCGGGUGGCCGCGGCUUGUACUGAGCGUCUACGGGAUGGACAUGCUGGGACGUGACGUCAUCCGCGGGUACGGCUCGGUGCUGCUACCAACGGUCGCGGGGACCCACACGAAGCGCAUCCCGCUCUUCAAACCGCAGUCGUCGAGCAUGCUGCAAGGCUUCAUUGCGUGGCUCACUGCGUCACCGCCCGAGUUUUUCGACGCGAAGUUCAUUGCCCAAAGCGACGGCCGCGAGCUGACGCGCGUCACGUCCCAGGGCUUUGCGACCGUCGAAGUCAACGUCACGCUGCACGGUUUCCAGCAACACGGCUACGUCUUCACCGCCUGAGCGAUCCCAGAUCUUAUUUCCUGCUUAAUGUCUAUCUCCAAGUUUUCCUGCAUGACCGGGAGACACAUGUGCGCUAGCUAUCGACCUGAGCUUAGUCCGUGGUCGACCACGGCUUGGGCGGCUCCAGCGAUCGACCGCAGGAUUAAAAGAAG
Molecule: messenger RNA, 763 nt
Organism: Saprolegnia diclina VS20
Lineage: Eukaryota; Oomycota; Saprolegniomycetes; Saprolegniales; Saprolegniaceae
Exons: 5
Coding region: 48-611 (187 amino acids)
Biological process (GO): cilium assembly
Cellular component (GO): MKS complex
Source: RefSeq, a predicted model, not a curated record